Ictalurus furcatus (blue catfish) is the source of this 4899-nucleotide messenger RNA. RefSeq names its product zinc transporter 10. The transcript is spliced from 3 exons. Gene Ontology annotation, molecular function: calcium channel inhibitor activity; zinc ion transmembrane transporter activity. The coding region runs from base 2840 to 4204 and encodes 454 amino acids. Gene Ontology annotation, cellular component: endoplasmic reticulum; Golgi apparatus; membrane. The record is from RefSeq and is a predicted model, not a curated record. Gene Ontology annotation, biological process: intracellular zinc ion homeostasis; zinc ion transmembrane transport; detoxification of zinc ion. Lineage: Eukaryota; Metazoa; Chordata; Actinopteri; Siluriformes; Ictaluridae.
GAAAAUGGUGCAUGUUGGCAGAUUGUGUACAGACUAUGAACCUCUUCUUCUGUCUGAUUUUCUAGCACCAAAACAUUACACUGUUAUUAUUAAAGACUCGGACAGAGGUUUUAUCUACAGGACGCGAUGUCCUUUCUGAAUACGUUUCUUGAUGCAGAUGGAAAUUUUCCUCCUGUUUUGAUCUCUUCAGCUGAGAAAUAUUUUAUAUUUUGACUAAAUAAUUUUUGCUCUGUGACUUGUGGGGUCUGGGAGUGGUUCACAGUGGGGUCUCGGGCUUUGGUACAGUGUCGGAGCGGUCCACGGUGGUGUCUCGGGCUUUAGAAAGGUCUGGGAGUGGUUCACAGUGGGGUCUCUGGGUUUAGAGAGGUCCAGGAGCGGUCCACGGUGGUGUCUCGGGCUUUAGAAAGGUCUGGGAGUGGUUCACAGUGGGGUCUCUGGGUUUAGCGAGGUCCGGGAGCGGUCCACGGUGGUGUCUCGGGCUUUAGAAAGGUCUGGGAGUGGUUCACAGUGGGGUCUCUGGGUUUAGCGAGGUCCGGGAGCGGUCCACGGUGGGGUCUCGGGUCUCAGCGCUCUCUGUAUGUCUGUGUGGAAUGUGCUCGAUGUUGCUUUAGUGUUUCCGUCGUGUCAAACACAAUCUACUGCAUCGGCUUUAACGCCGAUGUCAAAACACUGGGGUUUAAAUACUGAUCCCUUUUAUCUGCUCCUAUUCACUCGGGCUGCUCCGCUUCACUGCAGCUUCCUGAGCACGAGCUUUAAACUUUCUCACGGUUUUGGGGAAUUAUGAGCAGAGAAAUAGGCUACAAUUGUGUUUAACCUUUAUAUAAUAAAGAGAAGUUCACUUUUAUUAAUAUAACUGGAGAGUGUUUUAGUCCAUGUGACUUCACCUCAUCACACGCCUGCUGUGUACACCUUUUUUUUAAAUUUCUGUUUCCUUAAACAUGGGGGUGGAGUUGAUAUUUGUAGAGGUGGGAUUAUGCUAUGAUGGGGUGUGGUUUUGUUCCGAUGGGGCAGGGUUUAGUUCCUGUCAGAUGCACUUAUGAUUACGUGGGGUGGGGUUAAGAUAAAUUCUGAUGGGGCGGUCUUAAGCUCCAGCAGGCGUGGUUAAGCUCUGAUGGGGUGGGGUUAAAUUCUGGUGAAGCGCAGUUAAUUUCGCAUUGGGUGGGGUUAAGCUUGGGUGUGGCUGAUGGGGCCAGUGGGGUGGGUUAACUUCUGAUGGGUGGGGUUAAACUGUGGGCCCUAAGUUUCGGUGGGGUUAAGUUCCUUUUGGGGCAGAGAUAAUCUCUGCCAAAUGUAUCGUUGCCAGAAUAAUUUUAGAUAUACAUUUAGAUAUUUUAAUAGAAUUUUAAAGCCAAAACCAAAAAAUAAUAUAAUGUAUUAAACCUUUAGGAAAUAGAAAAUAGAACCGAAAUAUUUUCCUGAGAUUAAUGUUUGAAACUUCACCUUUAAUUCUAGUUGAAGUUUAUAACUACAUGUUGAUGUUUGUGAAAUUAAUACCCUUUACAGUUGCACUGCUUUAAAAUGAAAGGGCGGGUGUGAUUUGUUAUUGCUGAACAGUGAUUUUGUGUUUUUAUGAACUGUUUAUCUUUAAGUCUCUGGAGGUUUAAUGAGAGAGGGAGAGAAUUCCCUCACAUGAUAGUGAUUAGGAGCAGACGCAUGAGAGAUUCUGAUCUAUAUGGGAAUGUAUUUCACACACAGAGAGAGAGAGAGAGAGAGAGAGAGAGAGAGAGAGAGAGAGGAGUUGUUGUGGAGCUGCAGGAGUGGAUGAGGUGACUGUGGUAAAUCCUGAGGAAAAUUAACAGACUUUCUGGAGAAUUUUCAGGGAAUCCUGCUGCAGUGAAGUUGUGAGAUUUUUAAACACUCAGACAGAGAGACACAGAGAGAGAGAGAGAGAGAAAGCUAGAGAGAGAGAGAGAGAGACAGACAGACAGACAGAGAGACAGAGAGAGAGAGAGAGAGAGAGAGCUAUCACUCUGAGAAAACCACAACCUGCUGGAGAGAGGAGAAGGAGAGAGAGAGAGAGGAGAAACAGCAUUAAAAGGUUAGUAUCUUCGUACCUUAAAGUAUUUAUCUGUUUGUUUGUUUGUUUGUUUGUUUGUGUUUAGUUUUGAGUGGUUUGCUCGUGAUGGUUUAAUUAACUGAUCCUCCUGUAACUCAGUCUCGGGUCAGAGAUAUUUCUAUAACUGGAAUAUCUUCAUAUUAUUUUGUAUUUAAUUAGAGAUUUUUUUUGCACGUGACUAAACAACCGGUAACACUUCAGUGACUUUCUACAGUUUAUUUAUGUAUUUAUUUAUUUACUGAUGAAGAGUCUGGAAUCAGGGGGUUUUGUUUUGUUUUUUUGUUUUUUGAUCGAUUUGAUUUGAUAGAUAUUAAAUAAAUUUAACGGUAAUCACUAAGAAAUGUGUUUAUGACCACUAACAAAUAUAUACCCCGCCUUUUUUUAAAAUUAACUGUAAUAUGUGCUGAAGAAUAUUCAAUAUUCUUCUCCAGCUUUAUAGUUAUCAUUGCAACAUAGUUUAUUUUAUAUUAUUUUAUUUUAUAUUAGAAAUCAUGACAGGUUUAUUUUCCGUCCUCCAACAGGGGGCGCUGUGAGCCACAUUAAAAGUGUGUCAGUGAAUUCCACUGGGAUUAAAAAACAGAGCCACAGAUCCAGGUCGUUGUCUAUAAUGUUUAGAGAUUAAAGUUUAUAAAAUGAGAAAAAGAAAACAAUAAAGAAGUAAACAUGUGCUGCGAUAGUAGAAAAGAAAGAAAACAGACGAGCUCUGGGUGUGAGAUGCUGAGAUGAGAAAAUAAAUGUAAUGUGCUAUGGUGUGCAUGUGUGUAUGCGUGCUGUAGGUGUGUGAUGGACGGGUCAGCGUUGUGGGUGGAGCCUCUGCACAGGUGCAUGCUGGUCCUGACGAGUGCGCUCCUGCUGUGUGAGGUCAUCGCUGGACGUCUCUGUAACUCCCUCAUUAACAUGGUGGACAGCUUCCACACCCUCUACGUCCUCAUUGGCCUGAUAAUCUCCACACGAGGUGCUGAGGAGAACCCCAGUGUCUCUGCAGAACCCAGAACAACAGAACCACAGAACGCGUCGUGUCCCGACUCCGGCGCUGAGGAGAACCGCACCUCUCCACUCUCUGGUGGAUGUCGGUACUCUCGGUUCCGCGUGCAGCCGGUCGGAGGUCUGAUCUCAGCCCUGCUGCUCUGCUCACUGUGUGUGUCCUUCAGCUUCGAUAUCCUCAGCCACACCCUGCAGCCACACCCCAUACAGCGCCCUCUACUGGCCACGGCUGUAGGUGCAGUCAGUCUGAUGUUUAAUCUUCUGCUGCUGGUGUGGAGGAGACUGAGAAGACCAGAUGCAGGAGUUAAAGAACUCGGAAAAGGAGACACAGAAACUCCUUUAACUCCAGCAGGUUCUCCUCACGAUGGUGUGCUGAUGUUCUGUAACCCCGGAGUGUCCAGCGUUCUCCAUCCAGACUCUCAGGAUCACACCAUCCAUCCCCAGCCCAACUCCAUUUCCCAUGAUUCCACUCGCACAGAAACAGUCGGAGAGUCUCAGAGCAGCAGCAGCUCAGGCCAUGCAGGUCAGCGGUGUGAUGUGAGCAAGUGUAUCAGAACCAUCACCGCAGUGUUCCACAGCCUCCUGGGUUCUUCUCUGGUUCUGCUGAACGGACUCCUUCACCUUCUCUGUGUGAGGUUUCAGUGGAGCUGUGACGUGAUCGUGUACCUGGACCCGGGGUUCUCCAUGCUCACCGUGCUGGUUCUGAUAGCAGUGGUGGUUCCUGAGCUCUGGCGUCACGUGUUACUCCUGCUCCAGGCGUCUCCAUCGGGCCUGUGCAUGGAGGAGCUGACGGUGGAGAUCGGGCGUGUCCCCGGCGUGUUAGCCGUGCACGAGCUCCACGUGUGGCAGCUCUCCGAGACGUGCGUCGUGGCCUCGGUGCACGUUCACUGGCCGUCGGGUCUGAGCGCGCUCGAGUGUUCUGAACUCCUGAUUAACAUCACGGAGGUGCUGAGGAGGUUCGGGGUGAAGCGCUGGACCGUACAGCCCGAGUUCCUGACCUUUCACCCCGAGGACGCCGCGUUACGGCCAGACUGCACUCUGCGCUGUGGGACAGCGUGUGUGAGGAACAUGUGCUGUUUACCUCCAGAGGAACGUUUCAGCUCCACGUCUGUCCACGUGCACGACAAGAAGCAGGACGUCAUCAUUCAGAACACACACUUAUAACGCUGAUCGUAAAUAUUCAGUAUUAUAGCAGCUACAGCUUUCUCUAACUGCUUCUGUCUGAACACAUUCUCUAAAGUAUUAAAAGGUUCAUUUCCAAAUAUAAACAUUUUGUUUUUCUCUAACGGUCUCUCAUCAGGACCGAAAACAAUCACACAUGGAAGUUAUUUACAUAAAUGUUAUUCAUUUGAAUAUUAAAUAUAAACGAUAAAUAUGGGACCCACUUUAGGAAUUUACAUUUACAGCCGUAAACUCAUCCAUGUAUAGUUGUAUUGAAGGUUUUCAUUUGGAUUUAACUUUAGACGAUUUCGAAUUUGUAUUGAAAUAUUAAACUCGUUUCUAAUUCACAUUUUAAUAAAGAUAGAAUUUCAUUUAAAACAUUUCAGUGUGAUGCUUUGCUGCUAAACGUAAAGACUGAAACAGUUCAUAUUUCUGUAAACUAUCUAUUUAUACGUAAAUAAAUAUGAAAUAUAAAAGCAAAUUCCUACACAAAUUGAAUCCUAUAUUUAACAUUUACAUUUGUUACUUACGUUUAUAUUAAUAAAAAGCUCACUGUUAAACGCUGGACAGGUUUUACAGGCCUUUGUGAAUAAAGUCUGAUUCGUCUGCACUUUAUAAAUAUUAUAAACAAAAGUGUAAACGUGUCGUUUGCUUUAUUUUCUGAUCAUACUAAAGCAGCACUGUUAAAAGUCUGUAUG